GUUAUAAUUACUGUAUCUCCCGUGUUAGUCUCCUAGAGUAUUCUGUUUGUAUGGCUGUGCGUGUCAUGUUGUUAUACUGAUGAACUAGAAAAAUUAUCAGUGCAUAAAGUGUGAAAAGUUUCUUGGCUUUGUCUAGAAUAAUACUGUUAACUAAGGACUCGGUUUCUUUCCGAAUAUAUAAGUAGAGAAAAUAUUUGAGGCAGUAAAUGGUAUUAAUGUCCGCCUAGACCUGGCAAGCUUCCCUGCGGCUCUAUACAAGGGAUGAGAAACGGAACAAAAUAUGAAAGAAAUGUUUACUGUGUCGUGAUUAUAUAUAUCUGAGAGUGAAGAGUAUUCAGUUUAUUGAUAAUGACUAAAAAUUCAAUACCUAGGAAGAUCUUUUGAUUUAAAAUUAAGUCAUAAAAUGGAGAUAUUGAGUGUGACCAGAGUGAAGAAUGCGGGGAACUGAAGCGGUCAGCAUCCAGGACGUUGAGAGGAGGCUGAAAAUGUCGGAGAUUAUGUAGAGGCGGAGUGUACCAUGAAGAACAAGACCGAGGUAUCAAGCACGGAUGUGUGUGUCAGGAUGAGUAAGGCAGGGUUGGAGGGGGGAGGGUUGGGCAUCAUGGAGAAGCGGCCCCCCUCUCCCCACUCUCCCCCUCUCUCACCUCCCACGAGUGCUACCACCCCUCCCUCACAGACAAAAAUUAAGUGUGAGAGUCCAGUCCCUUUACUGAGCAGUCACACACCAUCCCCCCGACCAUUGGUGUCACCCCCCAACACAGGCCCUGGGGCAGAAGUGAAGGGAAAGCCUGGGACUCCUAUACCCAGUGGCAGCACCAAGACUGUGUUGCCUCGACCAGGUAGUGCCAGUGGGGAUGAGGCCAAAGUCAGUGUCACCACGGGAAGCUCACCAACCACAACUGGGGGAAGACUAACAUUCUUCAAAGAGGGUAAAUUUUUGCUGGAGUUGUCACAUCGGACAGACAUGGGGGCUCCUGCUGGUUGGGUUCCAGUAAAGAGCAAGACCUACUGGCCACCCCCAUCAUCUGCCACAACCACCACCACCCAACACCCACUGCGUCAUGAUACUCCCACUUCGCAAUCUGGUGUGUAUGGCAAUGCAGGUAUUGAAGUUAUGAUCCGUGUGAUAGUUUCAGAUGACUGUUCAUCUCUGAAUUCUUCUCCAUGGACUGGUGAGCACUUAAGGAAGCAGUUAACACCUCGGCGUAAUAAAGCAUUUGUAUUGCAGCAGGUCUCCUUUCAUUGGCAUGCACUGCCUCUUACACGAGAUAUUAGGAAAAGAGUGCGACUUAGACGAAAUCCCUUCACGUACAUUAAUGGUCCAGUUGGUUGCUGGAACCCUUCUGAGAAUGCGCAAGUAUCACGUAGGACAAUUAAAUCUGAAAGUUAUGAGAGUGCCCUCGAGGAAAGAAAACAUAAACUAGAGACAAGGAUUCUGGUAUUGGUAUCAAAACUUGGUUUAAAGGUGGACCCUGAAACUUCUAUUCAAGCACUUUUUGAAAAACCGGUAGCAAGUGCUGAAGCUGUCGACCCAACUUUUGUUUCUCCAAGAAAACGUUAUCUUCGACAAAUGGAAUCGGAUCAAGAAUCUAUACAUCGUAAAAAGCUGCAUUCGGGAGCUAAUAGUGUGUCUCAUGUCCCAGGGGAGAACUUGUCUUCAUCCUCUUCCUCGACACAGCCUCGUCCUCCACCCAACAGAAGUGCCAUUAAUUCACUGACAUCCUCAGUGUAUAGUAUUGAAUCUAUUUUGAAUAAUGAAACUGCCAAUAGAAAGAAUGAUUCCUUCCUUAGAACUUUAUUAAAACCUGAACCAAAACCCAGUGGUACCCAGUCUAAAUCUAGUGUAGUAAGAGACCGUGUUAACAAUGAAGUGUUAGCAAGUACAUUUAAGGUAGAAAGACAAGAACGGACAGAUAGAGGAGCUGCUGACAGGUUGGAGCAGCUAAGUGCAGGUCAAAUAGAAAGAACAGACUCUCUAGUUGAUCUCAACAGACUCUCAACUGAACGGUAUGACUUCUCACGUUAUGGACCAAUGGCAAGUUUGUAUAGUCUUCAUCCAUAUUUGGAUCCUCGGUACAUGAUGCUGCAGUCUUUGGCUCCUGGAUUAGUCUCACCUAUAUCUUCUCAGCAUACAGAGAUGGCACAGGCUGUUGCUGCUGCAACUGCUGCAGCUGCAGCUGCUGCUGCAGCAGGGUUAGGCACUUAUCCAUUAGGACACUUUCAUCCUUCUCUGACUGGGUCACAGUACCCACAUCUCUCUGGGAGCUUAUCAAGUGGAUACACGCCACCAACAUCCAUAGCAGCCCAACUUCUUCGACCCCAAGCUCAGUCUUCACGAUCUUCACCACAUGCCAUGUCCCACAGCCCCAGCCCAAAGCCUCAUAUCCCAAACACCCCAGCAUCCCCUCACCUGAGCAGGGGUGCCAGCCCUCGUGGGGCUUCAUCACCAUGGCAGCCACAUCCAUCUGUGCACCCUCACUCACCACACAGACCAUUAUCCUCACCACUACCAUCACCACCACCACAAGAUGCACCACUUAACUUAUCCAAACCAAGAAAUCACAUGGAGAAGUAAGAACAGAAGGGACCAUUUGUCUGUUGAAGGAUUUAUAUGUAAGAGAUGGGAUGGUCAAGUGGAUGUUUUUAGCAAGUAUGUACGGGUGCAGUGACAGAAUUACCCAACAGAUGGGAUGGGAAGGAUUUUAGUGAGUUCUGGUGAGUAGUCAUAUGCUAUGUAAGGUCAAGAGAAUUUAGAGUGUCUUACCAAGCUGUGUGUGCUUAUAUGUCGUAGGAUAUUGAUACACUUUGUGAACUUUUACAGGAGAUUCACAACCAAUUGCCAAUUGAAAGCUUGAUAGAUAUUUUUGAAAAUGGAUAAUUCCCAUUUUCUCUUCUCUUAGUACAAUAUUAUGUAUAAAAGAUUUAACUGAGGAUUACCACUGUGUAAAUAUGUGCCUCUUGUAGGUGUAAAUUUUAGAAUUGCAAUAUUACAUAUUUAUCCACAAGGAAACUUGACAAAUGGCUUAUAAAUCGAUGCAAGAACAGUCUGAAGAAGGUUAAAUUGUUAGCUAGCUGCAGUAUUAGUCAUUGAAUGUGGCUUGCAGAGCACAUGAGAAAUUGAUAAAACAUUUUAAGUUACUCAUUUUAUGCUUUAAGGAGACAAUAACAUACUGUAUCAUAUAAUUAUGAAUAAACCAGAUUAUCAAGGUCCAUCUGUGUGAACAUUUUGGUUUAUUCAUAAAUAUAGUACAUUGGCUGUUUUGAUUAAUGCCAGUAGGAGAGUGAUGAGCUUUUCCUUCUGUAUUAAUCCCUCAUACCAUUUUUCUUGGCCUACAGCUGUCCAUAAGCUGCAGGUUGUUCUCAGACUAUAAGCUCUUGUGAGCGUUCAAAAGUCCUUUUCCUUCAUGUGUCAGUUACCUGGGGGUCUUGUUUUUAACCCUCUCGCGCAUCAUGACAUGAAUCGCGUUAAAUCAUUUGGUAUCACUAUUUGCAUCAGUGAUGCAAAUCAAGUCAGUAAACUUUAAAAAUUUGCCUAAAAUGUUAUCAAGAUAAAAAUGCCAAAUUUUUGUGCAUCAUAGAUGACUCCAUGAUCUUGCAAAGGAAGCUUCCAGAAAGUACCAAAUGUGGGUGGAGUUUCGCUGUCCAUCACUUAACUCCUGUCAUCCGUGCUGGAAGGACACAGUUGUCUCUUUAUCCCCUCUCCCACCCUCCUCACAAUUAGUCGUAUCAAAAUUCCAAAGCCACCGUUGGAAAGCUAAUAACAUUUCCCAUCCAUAACUACAGUGUAUAUAAUGCCUUGGUGGGUUUGUAAGAAAACAUUCGAGAUAUGAUGCUGGGAACACAUUUUUUUCUACUUAUGUUGAAGCCAAAACAACAAUGAAGUCAGUGAUGUAUAAAUCAUGAGAAAUAAAAUCUUGUGGCAUAAAUUGGCUACAGAACUAAGAUGCCCAGACCUCCCGUUAGUGGUCCCAUAUGACUUUUGUUGUGGUCACGGAAACUUAAAAACUGAACAUGUGCACGAGAGGGUUAAUAUUCAGUUUUCAUUUUCUGUAAUAUAUUUUGGCAUAUAGGGCUGACUUCACAAUCAUAGCAUCAUUGAAUCAUGAAUUAAAGUUUCAUUAUGGUUUAGUCAGUGUUGCUGUUUGAGGAAGGCAAUGUACUGAUGAUACCUAAUUAAAGUCUCUAUAAUUCAUUUAACAUGCAAAGUCAUACCUUAGCAAGGAAAUUAAUCAAAUUCAUCCAGUUACUUGUGUGCAGCAAUUCAAAGUAAUUUUUUUAUUCUUUCUUUUGCAUGAAAUGUUUAUUUUGAAGAAAACCUGGUGAAUGCCUGUGAGUAAAUGGUCCCUCUCCCUAUUGUGGUCAGUCAAUGCUCAUCACAUUUGAACAUUUCAAACUUUUGGCUUUCAUGAAUGAUUGUCGUGUGUGUGUGUGUGUGUGUGCACACGUAUGUGAGCAAAUUAUAUUCCAACCUUUUAUGGAGUUAUCAGUUGAUAUGAAAAUUAUAUAUGUGCUAUUUGCAAGUUGCUGCUUUCAGGAAGUGAAUUGUAAGCAUUCUUAUAAAGUACAGUACAGUACAUAAUACAUCUGUCAUUAUAAUUAACAGCACCAGUGUGCACUAUGUAAUCUUUUAUCAUAAAAUUAUGUGAGAUUGUGUAAAUGAGAUGGAUAACAAAUGAGUACUGUACUCAGCUUGAUCUCAGAAAGAUAUACUUCAGGAAGUAGAUAAUCUUUGAAUGUCAUAUUAUGUGCUUUGCCAAAUUCUGAGUCUUUUUUUCCCCAGCCAGCAUAUUGAGAGUUAUAUUAUAAAGAAAUUAUGGCUCUCUGAUGUUAUUUUCUACCUCAAAAUAUUGUGUCCGGGUAAGGAACAAAGCUUGAGUGGUGCUUUGUGUCAUGGAGGUUAUUUCUUUGCAUUUAUUGCUCCAUAUACUGUACACACUGGCUUCUAAUAAGAAAGAGCACCUUGGCUUAACUAAGUUUUAAAGGUAUCCUAAUGCCCAUAAGCUGCAGUGUUUAGCAGCCAAAACACCUAUGAAGUAUUUACUUCUUUACAUUUAUUGUGAACACAUGUGUCCAGGUGUCUGAGUUAGUGUGGCCUUAUAAAUAAAACAUUUAUUUUAAGUGUGCCUUUCUCGGUAUUUUUAAAUGCUGCCAGAAUAUACUUUUAUGUGGAACUUCCCAAACAGUGUCUUUAUAUACAUAAAAGAACAGUAUUCUAUUUUACUACACUCUUAAGGUAAAAUGAGAAUGGAAUGCUCAUUCUUGGUGUAAAUUUUACAGCCAGUGUACUGUCUUGCCUUCUUUCUAAGUGUUCGUAAUGAAACAGUAACAGCCAGCUUUUGAUUAUAGUCCCAAUACAUUGUUGAUGAUUUCCUUCAUAGAACUUUACUGGUGAAUGUGUGCAACAUACUCUUGAUACUUAACAUGAUAUAAUAUUACCAAUCUGUAUUUAUACAGCUGUUUCCUAUAUAUAACUUGUUACCUUUGGAUAACUCCCUGCAAGCAUUUUGAUUACCUUAUAUAUCACAUUAAUAAUUCUUACAUGAUAAUAACUGUACUGUACAGCUAUGUAUUUACAACUCAGAGUCCACUUUCCACGACAUGCAUUUUUACAUAUGUCUAUACUACAUUAUUUUUGCAAUUUAAAGUUUAUCACUACUGAACCAGCUAUUGUUUUCUCAGCACCACAUGCAUCCUUGUACGUUAUUGUCCUUUAGCUAAUAAUCACACUCGCAGAUUCCAUCCUAAUAGUCAUUAUACCAACUUACGGUGAUUUGGUUACCCAAGUUGAGAAAUUAUUUGGGUGAAGAUUUUUCCUGCCCCAUUCCAUUGUCAUAUUUUAUUAUAGCACUCAUAGUAAAGAUACAUUGACAUACUGAAUUUUAUCAGAGUAACUCCUAGACCCAUUCUAAGAAGGUUAGUUGUGUAGACUUGUACUUACAUUGACUGAGAGAACAUGUUAAUAAUCCCAUCCUGACACAGUAUAUGGCCAGUUCACGAUCUCAUGUUUAUUUACAUUAAAAGUGGUUCUCUCUUAGCACCAUGGUUAGUGUGGAUACCUUAAGCGUGCAUGUGUCUUGUGCAAUCACAUUUUCUGUACUGUACUUUAUCCUUGAUCUUUACUCCUACUCUCAUUAUCUUCCUGUCGUAUGAUAAUUUUUAUAAGUAAAAUAACUACAGUACUUGUAUUUGAUUGAUAAAGAUUUAUAAUUGAGAAGAAAUAUUUUGAUGUUAAUGAGAAAUUAUAUAACCACGCUUAAAGUAACUUGACCCACCCAGAAAAUUGUGGCCACCCCAAAUAAUUUUAUCUGCAACUUCAAGAAUCGUCAGCUUGGUUACCGCCCACCCCACUGUAUGUUGCUGCUGAAGCACUUGUGGAGCCAUGGAGUACCACCACAUAGCAUUUAUUAACAUAGGAAAAUAUUGAUGGUGAAAAGGGCACGUGAAAAUCAAUCUAUCUGGGCCUGUAAUCAAGAUAGUGGUUGGGGUGUGAAUCCGACUUACCCUAUAUUUAAGUUUUAUUCUUCAUGUUGUUGCUUUUAGUUUUGACGUAAAAAUCCGUUGAAAAGAUCUGGCAACCCUUCAACCCCACUGGUGCUGAUGUGUAUAGCUAAGGCAGAGGAACUAAUGCUUUUGUUAAUGAGUGGGAGGGUAGGGAUUGGAAGUACUAAAGAGGAGGGGGGGAGGGCAUUAUUGAGUGCUGGGCAUGACUUCAGCGGAGGGAAAGCCUCAAUAUUUUGCAUUGCAGUCAGAAGCACAGUAAUUAAGAAGAAGAUUUUUUUUUAUUAUAAUUACAUUUAAAAAAAAAUAGUUUGGACAGCUUAUAUGAUAUUGAUCUAUUUAGGAAUUAAACAAUACAAAUUAAAGCCAAUAACCUAAAAAAAAAGACACUUUAGGUCAGUAUAUUAUUAAAGUUAAGCAUUCGCCCCCAGUGAGAUUGAUCAGUAGGUGAGUGCACUUACCCAGAUGAUCCAUGACCCUUGACUCCUCCAGUUUGGUGCUACAGUAAAGUAUCUGUCACCAAA
This is a messenger RNA of Homarus americanus (American lobster), 7022 nucleotides long. Its product is annotated as protein hairless-like. NCBI's taxonomy places the organism in Eukaryota, Metazoa, Arthropoda, Malacostraca, Decapoda, Nephropidae. The record is from RefSeq and is a predicted model, not a curated record. The transcript is spliced from 4 exons. Bases 518 to 2575 code for a protein of 685 amino acids.